Molecule: messenger RNA, 1620 nt
Organism: Anopheles marshallii
Lineage: Eukaryota; Metazoa; Arthropoda; Insecta; Diptera; Culicidae
Gene: Aplip1
Product: JNK-interacting protein 1
Exons: 5
Coding region: 1-1620 (539 amino acids)
Biological process (GO): regulation of JNK cascade
Cellular component (GO): cytoplasm
Molecular function (GO): protein binding
Source: RefSeq, a predicted model, not a curated record
AUGGCCGACACGGAGUUUGAGGAGCUCCGUCAAAAUCUCGACACAUUGCCAACGUUCCGGAAGGCUCCAGCCCCGUUCUAUUCGUUGGUAGCGGAUCUCGAUUUGGACGAUUCGCCAUCGUCGAAAAGUGAUGCAUCGUCCGACCACGAGGAAGAUGGUCCGCUUUCGACGAGCGAUGGUACGGCGGAAUCAGUACUCAAAGGUACGCCCAGCAAGACGCAGCAAAUCAUCCAGACGAUCAGCACGAUCAGCAGCAGCAGCAGUACGGGCGAGGAUGAUGAACUUGGUGACGGAUUGCGCACCGUAACGCUUGGACCACGGAAGUCUUCGAUUGUGGCCGACGACGAAGAGGUGCUGGUGGUGUCCGGUGGUUCGGGCCCGGAAAGUUUGCUCCAGCUGCACCUAACUGGGACAUCAGGGGCCGCCAAGAGCGCGGUAAUCGAUUCGCAUGUGAGCGCAUCGCACCAUCAGCCGAACGUGGGACUGUGUGCCACUGUUACUUCUGUACCGGUGGACGUGACGUCGACGAACAGUGCGCAGCUAGCACGGACGAGCUCUCUCCCAUGGAUCCCGGGACAGGUGGAGCGAAGAAGGCGCAAGCUGCCGGAGAUUCCGAAAAAUCGUAAAUCUUCCGUGCUACAGCUGCUAGCCGGCCAGACCUCGUUGGCAGACGAGCUUAGCGCCAGCAAUCGAAAGCCACACUAUCCUUCGGCACAGUACCAUCCAGGUGCCAGCUUCUUCAAACAGAGCUCGCUGCUCGCACUCAAGUGCAGCUACCUGCUGGACGAAGACUCGAGCCCCGACUCGGAACGGUUGCAGAGUCUCGGCGAUGUCGAUAGCGGCCACAGUACGGCCCACUCACCGAACGACUACAAGAGCAUGUCCCCGCCUCCACCGCAAGCGGCAUCACCGGUAACGUCACCCUUCCCACCGCCCUACGGUGGCGUACCGUUCAGCCAGCUGGAGAUGCUCGAGGCCACCCAUCGGGCACUGCACAAGUUCAUACCGCGGCACCACGACGAGAUUGAGAUUGAGAUCGGCGAUCCAAUCUACGUGCAGAAGGAAGCGGAAGACCUUUGGUGCGAGGGAGUUAAUCUGCGCACCGGUCGGCAAGGUAUCUUCCCGUCCGCGUACGCCGUCGAUCUGGACUACAACGAUUUCGAUCCGACCUCGAUCGAGAUGAAGCGGGAAAGGUAUUUGCUGGGGUACCUGGGUUCGGUGGAAACGAUGGCCCACAAGGGCACCGGUGUGGUGUGUCAGGCCGUCAGAAAAAUCGUUGGCAAUGGGACGGAGUCACCGAAGGCGCAGCCCUGCAUACUGGAAAUAUCGGACCAGGGAUUGCGAAUGGUUGACCGAUCGAGGAACAAAAAAUCGAAAGGUCCCUGCAUAGACUACUUCUACUCGCUGAAGAACGUGUCGUUCUGCGCGUUCCAUCCACGGGAUCAUCGCUAUAUCGGCUUCAUCACGAAGCAUCCGACAGUGCAGCGGUUCGCGUGUCACGUAUUCCAGGGUACCGAGUCAACCCGGCCGGUAGCAGAAGCCGUCGGCCGAGCUUUUCAGAGAUUCUACCAGAAGUUCAUAGAAACCGCAUAUCCGAUAGAAGACAUCUACAUAGAUUAA